Messenger RNA from Closterium sp. NIES-65, 1683 nucleotides. Lineage: Eukaryota; Viridiplantae; Streptophyta; Zygnematophyceae; Desmidiales; Closteriaceae. The record is from the annotation of a GenBank genome assembly.
AUGACCAAACAUAUGACUGGUAAAAUUAUUAUCGCUUCCAACCAAUUCAACUUAGGCGGCCCCACGACCGCCCCUUACGGCCUCGUUGUCGCCCUUCAACGGCCACGUCGCCGCCCCUCCGCGGCCCCGUCGCCGCCCUUCAGCGGCCCCAUUGCUGCCCUUCCGCGGCCCUGUCGCCGUCCUUCAGCGGCCCCAUUGCCGCCCUUCAGCGGCCCCGUCGCCGCCCUUUCGCGGCCUCGUCGCCACUCUUCAGCGGCCCCGUUGCCGCCCCUCAGCGGCCUCGUCGCCGCCCUUCAGCGGCCUCGUUGCCGCCCCUUGCGGCCCCGUCGCCGCCCUUUGCGGCCCUGCCGCCCUUCCUCGGCCCCUCACCCGCCCUUCCUGGCCCCGUCGAGCAGCCGAGCCGCCGUCACCACCGUGCCGCCAAGCUGCCGAGCCGCCAAGCCGCCGAACUGCCGAGCCGCCGAGCCGCCGAGCCGCCAAGCUGCCGAGCCGCCGAGCCGCCGAGCCACCCUGCAGCCGAGCCGCCGAACCGCCGAGCCGCCACGCCGCCGCAGCCUAGACACCAUAGUCCCUGCAGUCGCGGCCCUAUCCUUGCCGGCCUGCCUCGGCCCGCCCCACCUGCCUGGUAAGAGCAGCGCCUCUGCAACUGCACCGCCCUACCCCGCUGCUCUCUUUGCCAGUCUACUUCUGUCGGCCACCCCCAGUGUUCUCACCUUUGACGCCGAGGACGGUCUCUCUAUGUUUGACCUCACCUCUGGUGCCUCUCCUGCCCCUGCUGCUGUUGCUGAUGCCACUGUUUGCUCACAGUGGGCCACGCGCGAUGCUGCUGCUCGCCUUGCUGUACGCCGCCACUUACCGACCGCUGAGCGCGCGCAUUUUAGUCAGUACAGCAGUGCUAAAACCUUGUACGAAGCUGUCAUUGCACGCUACUCUUCCCCUGCCACUGCUGCCCUUAGCCGCCUCAUACUGCCUUACCUCUUCCCUGACCUCGCCGCUUUUCCCACAGUCGCAGACCUCAUUACGCACCUUCGCACUAGUGACAUUCGCUACCGCGCUGCGCUUCCUGCUGAGUUCUGCGCCAAGAACCCCCCCCCCCCUAUGUACAUCACCCUCUACUACAUAGUCACCCGACUCCUUGACACCCUUCGCUCGGUCAGGGACCACUUCCUUUCUGUUUGCCCCACCACCCUCACCGUUGACCUCCUUGAGGAGCGCCUCCUAGCAGCAGAAAAGAGUAUAGUCAUUGUAGGAGCCUCUCGUGGUGACCCUCGUACCCCUGUCUUUGAGGGGUGCUCCCCCUCCCCCCUCUUGCCCUCUGUUGCUUUUGCUGCUGCGGCCGACCUUGUUGGUCUUGAGUCGGUCGGCGCGGCGUCUGCCCCUAGUGAGAGACGCCGCUCAAGCAAGGGCAAGGGGGGCAAGGGCGCUGGAGGAGCUGGCGGGGGCGGCGGAGGCGGCAGUGGAGGCGGCGGAGGGGGUGGGGGUGGCGAUGGGAGUGGUGGCGGGAGUGGGGGCACUAGUGGCGGCAGUGGAGGCGGAGGAGGCGGCGGUGGUGGCGGUGCGAGCGGAGGUGGUGGAGGUGGAGGCGGUGGUGGAGGCAGCGGCGGCGGAGGUGGAGUUGGUCGGGGCAGCUCUUCGCAGAGGGUCGGCUCCGGUGGUGGUCAGCGCCAGCAGCAGCAGCAGUAG